AAGUAUAAAGGAGGGGAGAGCUGACACUCUACAAUGAUUCUAAGGAAGCUUCUGAGACGACUCCGAGUCCCUGCGAGGCCAUUGGACAGCGAAACCAUGAGCACCGGUGGUGUGAUCACAUACGACGAUCUGAAGAAGCUGAUCAACUCCGGAUCCGUCCAAUUAUUCGAUGUCCGCAAUCCAGAGGAGUUGCAGAAUGGGAUAAUUCCGAAUUCAGUCAAUAUACCAGUUUCGGAAGUCGAAGCGGCUCUUCAGAUGGACGCAGCGGCAUUUAAACAGAAAUAUAAAGCAGAGAAACCAAAACUGGAAGAUGACAACCUGAUAUUCCACUGCCAGCUGGGCAGGAGAGGACAGCGGGCCGCCGACAUUGCUGCCAGCCAGGGAUUCACAAAGGCCCGGAACUACCUCGGAGCGUACAAGGAAUGGGCUGAGAAGGAGGGAAGAUGAUCCACGACACCCUCCGACAACCGAUUCCCGGGAUGAUGAAAAAAAUACUUUGUAAUAAAUUAUACUUUACACAG
Molecule: messenger RNA, 521 nt
Organism: Rana temporaria (common frog)
Lineage: Eukaryota; Metazoa; Chordata; Amphibia; Anura; Ranidae
Gene: TSTD1
Product: thiosulfate sulfurtransferase like domain containing 1
Exons: 4
Coding region: 34-447 (137 amino acids)
Cellular component (GO): cytoplasm
Molecular function (GO): thiosulfate-thiol sulfurtransferase activity
Source: RefSeq, a predicted model, not a curated record